GUGUGCAGGAGGCAAGCCGUGAGUAGCAAAGGAACUCGAGGCUUCUCUCGAUGUGUUUUGCGCUUCGUUUUUCCUGUUCGGCGAAUAUGCCGGUGCUAAUCGAAAUAGGUUGUUUUCUGUGAAGUUGUUUCAUAAGUAGACUUCUGUUUCGCGUCCAGUAACCCAAAAUGAUCGCGUGUCUGUAGCCUGGCAAGGGAGUUUUUUUCUCCCUCUCUCUGUCGUGUUUGUAUGAGUGCAUAUGUGUGCGUGUGUUUGUACGGUGAGGAUUCGUAAGAAAACUUUGGAAUACGUUUGCUCUGAGUGUCCAAAAGCUCGGUCGCUGGACAUUGGAUUGUAGCGGUAUAGCCGUGGAUAGAUUCGUUGGAGCAAAUCUACAGGCCAUGGAACCCAAGACGUCUGAAGCUGAGGUAAAAUGAGAGCAACGACAGGGAGGGAAAAAAGAAAAAAAAAACAAUAGAAGAGAGCGCGUAGACUGCCACCUUAUGAACAUUACAAAUAUGCGAGCAAGUGUGCCCAUGCGCCUCGGUUAGGUGUUCAUAAAAAGCAGAGAUUCACAUUGUUUCCUUCCUUAGCUCUUCCUUUCGUCGUUGCCUCCGUCAUUCUGCCUUUCUUUCACUUUUGCUUGCCCUCGAACCUUUUAAAAUGUUCCCCCCUCUCUCUGAUUCGUCAGACGCAAGAGAAUGUCCCUCUUUUUGUCUCCCUCUCCCUCUCUCUCCCCCUCACUCCCUCUCUUUCUCUCCCCAUCUCUGAUUAGAUAUACUGAUUCCUCAUUCAAUGGACGUCAUUUAGUGCAGACUCUGCCUUGAGUUGCUUCCUCGCUUCACGCUCGAUUUCCGACCAUUCUUCCCUUAUUAAGUAUUCGUGUAAUAUUAAUAGUCAUGAAUAUCUGCUAUUAGGAGUCCAAGGGAAGAGGCAGCUCUUUGCUAAUAUGAGCUCAAGCGAGGGAACAGCUCAGUGACAGAGCAAGAAGACAGAAAAGGGAUAUAAGAAACUUUAACAAUAACCCGCAAGAGAACAACGCUGCAUUUUCACAGCAAAUGAAGGACAGCAGGAAUUUUACCCACUUCUGAUGGAUUAUCGUCCGUUUGCUGUGCAUAUCUGAACGAUUGGGCAUCGCCACCUCGUUUAAGAAUCCGCAUUGGGUUUAUUUUCUUUGGUCGUUCAUUUCGUUGUUUUGUCAGCGGUUUCUAUCUCAAAUUCUUUCGUUUUGAACUGCUCGGAAAGCUUCGCAGAUGUUAGUGCACAGUUUUUCCGCGAUGGAUCGUCACGACGGUACCAGCAAUGGGACAGCCAGGCUACCUCAGCUGGGGAGCGUGGGCCAGUCUCCUUACACCAGCGCCCCACCGCUUUCCCACACCCCGAACUCCGACUUCCAGCCGCCGUACUUUCCUCCGCCCUACCAGCCCAUCUACCCGCAGUCUCAGGACCCUUACUCGCACGUCAACGACCCAUACUCCCUCAACUCGCUGCACGCUCAGCCGCAGCCGCAGCACCCAGGCUGGCCAGGCCAGAGGCAGAGCCAGGAGACCAGCUUGCUGCACCAGCACCGCCUGCCACAUCAGCUGUGCAGGGAGUACCGGAGGGAAGUGCUUCUUCCUUCGGGACACGGAAUAGAAACAGGAAUCUCUGAUUCUAUCCCCAUCCAUGGAAUACCUCAUUCUUUAGAAGAUGUUCAGUCUCUGGCCUUGUACUCAGCGGCUUGCUUUCAAAUGCACGUCGAAGAUCAAGGCAUCCACAUCCCAGAUCAGACUGUAAUUAAGAAAGGGCCUGUUUCUUUAUCUAAGAACAACAACGUCUCGGCCAUCCCUCUUAAUAAGGAUGGUCUAUUUGGUGGAGUGGUGAAUGGAAACGAAGUGUUCUGUUCGGUUCCGGGUCGCCUGUCUCUUCUUAGUUCAACAUCAAAGUACAAGGUCACGGUGGCGGAAGUGCAGAGACGCCUCUCGCCGCCUGAAUGCCUAAACGCCUCUCUACUCGGCGGGGUGUUGAGAAGGGCCAAAUCCAAGAACGGAGGAAGAUCCUUACGAGAGAAAUUGGAUAAAAUCGGAUUAAAUCUACCUGCAGGUAGACGCAAGGCUGCCAACGUAACCCUGCUGACGUCACUCGUGGAAGGCGAAGCCGUGCAUCUUGCCAGGGAUUUCGGUUAUGUAUGCGAGACUGAGUUCCCCGCCAAGGCAAUAGCUGAAUAUGUAAACCGUCAGCAUUCCGACCCAAAUGAGCAAGUCCAAAGAAAAAACAUGCUUUUGGCUUCAAAACAAAUCUGCAAAGAGUUCACAGACCUGCUUUCCCAGGACCGCUCGCCCUUGGGGAAUUCUCGCCCACAGCCCAUUCUUGAGCCAGGGAUUCAGAGUUGUUUGACCCAUUUCAGUCUCAUUUCGCACGGAUUCGGGACCCCGGCCAUGUGCGCAGCUCUCACCGCGCUGCAGAACUAUCUAACCGAGGCAAUAAAAGCCAUGGACAAAAUGUACCUCAACAACAAUCCCAACAGCCACUCUGACAGCGGCUCUAAAGGCGGAGACAAAGAUGAGAAACACAGAAAGUGAUUCCCCCAUUCUUUCAAAUCCCUAUAAAUAUUAUAAAUACAUAUUAAAAUACAAAUACUAUUGAUCAAGACGUCAACGUUACGUGCCACUUCCAGACCUUACACCUUACAACUCGUUUGUUUUGACCGUCAUUAUACCCUGGAUUCACGGGAGAUGACUUCCCAACAAGAAGAGGAUAGACACAUGCGAAACUCACGAAAAUGCACCGAGGAACAGCUACAGAGUGCUGUGUGUGCGUGAGUGUGUACGGAGAAGAGAAAAGGAGAGCGAGAGUGAAAAAAACGGUCUACCACAUGAUAACUUUAAAUACACUCCCUUUUUUUCAUGAGCUACAUUGGACUGAUAUCCAGCGAGCCCUCAAUAUCUUCAUUUACGAUUGUAGCCACAUGACAAAAAAGUGGGAAAAGGAUGAUUUCUUUUUUUAUCAGUAUUGUGAAUAAUAAACUUGAAAAAAUGAUCCACGGUUCCAUACAAUGUCUUCAGCUUAAAAAAAAGACUUUCACUCUGAGCGACCAACUUGAACUUUUGAAUUUCAACACGAUUCGCGGUUGUAUGAGGGAAUCUGUGUUCAUGUAUGUAUAUAUUUAUUUAUGUGUAAUUUAAUGGGAAUUGUAAAUAUGGUGAGUCUGUUGAAACUUCUUUUUUUAUUUAUCUGGUGCCUCCUGUUUUAGUGGGUUUAAAUAUUCGGUUAGUUCUUCAUGUGGUUUUAUGGUUCUUAGAAAAAGAGAAGUUUGGGGUAUUUUUUCCUCUGGGAUAUUUCAGUUCAGCCCUCUUGUAGCAUGUUGAGGCGACAUUGAAGCAAGUGAACAAAUUGAAUUGAAAUAAAAGAUUCCAUCUCAAUAUCAUCCUUACGCCAUUCAGUUUUAUAAAAAAAAAAUACAUAAGAGCCCUGAUGAGAAUUGUUUGUGUUUCUAUUUUCUUGUUUUUAUACAAGCUUUCAUGUGUUGUGCCAAUCAGAAUACGUUUCACCUCUUGUUCUUCCCUUCAAGCACCAUAAGAGCAAUAAAUGGAUAUUGUCUUUUGAAUUUUUUUAAUUGUUCGGAGAAAUUCAAAACAUUUGGGACCAUCUGAUAUCUUGUAUGUCCAAUGUCCAAAUUGGAGGCGGUUUUAGCUGUAUUGUAUAGACCUGUGCUGGCAAUAGUUCCCAUGCCUGUCAAUGUAUUAUAGUCCUUUGUUGCCCAGAAAAAAAAUAAAUAUUUGAUACGCUUCA
This is a messenger RNA of Alosa sapidissima (American shad), 3750 nucleotides long. RefSeq names its product transcription factor AP-2 alpha (gene tfap2a). Gene Ontology annotation, biological process: regulation of cell population proliferation; anatomical structure development; regulation of transcription by RNA polymerase II. The record is from RefSeq and is a predicted model, not a curated record. The transcript is spliced from 8 exons. NCBI's taxonomy places the organism in Eukaryota, Metazoa, Chordata, Actinopteri, Clupeiformes, Clupeidae. The coding region runs from base 1233 to 2540 and encodes 435 amino acids. Gene Ontology annotation, molecular function: RNA polymerase II transcription regulatory region sequence-specific DNA binding; DNA-binding transcription factor activity, RNA polymerase II-specific. Gene Ontology annotation, cellular component: nucleus.